Molecule: messenger RNA, 1903 nt
Organism: Salvelinus namaycush (lake trout)
Lineage: Eukaryota; Metazoa; Chordata; Actinopteri; Salmoniformes; Salmonidae
Gene: ccni2
Product: cyclin I family, member 2
Exons: 7
Coding region: 224-1357 (377 amino acids)
Biological process (GO): mitotic cell cycle phase transition; regulation of cyclin-dependent protein serine/threonine kinase activity
Cellular component (GO): nucleus; cyclin-dependent protein kinase holoenzyme complex; cytoplasm
Molecular function (GO): cyclin-dependent protein serine/threonine kinase regulator activity
Source: RefSeq, a predicted model, not a curated record
GUCACUGCUGGGCUAGAUGUUGUUUCUCUCUAAUGUGCCGUCUUCAUCUUUAUCGUUUUUAUGUAGUGUUUAUACAUCCGUAUAAGGCUGUAUGAAAUUAAGUAUGUGUCUUUUAUUUGGUUGUGUACUCGAUUGCGAGGAGAUCCUGUACUAUUGUUACUGACAAAUUCCAUCUUGUUUGAUUGAAUAAUCUUGCUUUGGUAAACAUGGACGAUUAAAACCUAUGUACAAAUGCGCCUGUUGUCGAAGAACAUAUCUGCAUUUCGAAAGGUGGUGGAGAACCCUGGCCGGCACCAAGGUCACAAUGAAGAACCCAGGAGUUGCAGAGAACCAACGGUUGGUGGCGUUAUUGGAGGAUGCACUGGGCAGGGAGAUGCGCCUCUGGAAAGUGCCAAUCUUCAAGAACAGCUGCAUUCAAGGUACUGACAUUACCCCUUUCCAACUGCAAGAUGUGAUCCUGUGGCUGGGUGAAAUGUGCAGACUGUUCAACUUCUGUCAAGAAACAUUUGCUCUUGGAGGCUGUGUUCUGAAUAGACUUCUAGCAACAGUGAAGGCCCCGCCCAAAUACCUGAAGUGUAUCGCCUUCACCUCUCUGAUUCUCUCAGCAAAAAUCAAUGAGGAGGAUGAGGUGAUUGGAUCAGUCAAGGGCCUUGUUGUGCAGAGCGGAUGCAACUUUUCAACAGCGGAGAUUCUUCGCAUGGAGAGGAUCAUACUAGAUAAGCUGAACUGGGACCUGUAUACCGCAACGCCAAUCGACUUCAUUCACAUUUUCCAUGCCCUGUUGAUCUCUGGCCAUCCCCACCUUUCGUCUGUGGGUGCUCAUUCUCAGAAGAGGCCUUGCCUCCAGGCGGCAUUGUGGACUAGGCAGGUGCAGCACUGUAUGGCCUGCCACCAGCUAUCACAGUUCAAGGGCUCCACACUAGCCUUGGCCAUCAUUACCUUGGAGUUGGAGAGGCUCACCCCAGACUGGUUCUCAGUCUUCACCGAUCUGCUGAAGAAAGCACAGAUUCAGAGCACGGAGUUCAUCCACUGCAAGGAGAUGGUGGACGAAUACCUCACCAGCCUGGAGUUCUCCCUACCAGCCAAUGCAGUGUACAUAUUUGACAGCACCAAGAUGACCAAGCUUCAGGAUGAGGUGUCCUGGGAGCCUGCGGGCAAACCGGGUCUCGGGCAGACCAGGAGUGGAAAGGGAAGCCAGGGGGAGGGGGAUACAGACAAGUUCUACGAUGGUUUUAGGUGCCUAUACAACGAGGGGUUGGCUCUGGAGGUCGUCGGGGACAGUGAUACUAAUAUCCUCCAUGAGGCCCACCAGAAGAAUGUGUCCCCCUGCCCACCUCUCCACCCUGCUGUGAGCUAAUAUCCUGUUGGACUGAACCUGUCUGCAUGUGUUGGGGAUUGUUUUUAUUUUGUUGAGGACCAAGAAUACCUUAUCAGGAACUUGGUAUUGCCUCUUCCAUGACCUAUUCAGCACUUUGAUAUUUAGAGGAGCUUUUUAUAUACAUAUCAUUUUAUAAUUAUAUUUUUUACUUUGUUGUACUAAAACAUGUUUGUUCUGUUGACCUUUCAAACAAGUAAAUCACUAUAGCUACUUUUACAAAAAUGCUUUGGUUACAAAUGACAGUGCUGCAAAGACAUGUCAUUCUUUCAUUUUAAAGCUAGUCACAUCUCAAUGUGUGGAACUGUUAUAACGUGCCUCUUUACUUACCACAUUGAACUGAAGUAUUGUAGUGCUUUCAACUGUGAAAUAAUUUUUUUUUAUGUCAAGUUAUAACGUAAAUCAUGUUCCGUCGUUGACGUUACACUGUUUUCCAAAGUGAAAAGUGAUAAUCUCUUUGGUUGUCCGAAAAGGCAGCUAUGUUACUGUUAUGUUAUCUCCAGAAUAAAAGCUAUGACAAACAUUCAA